Pedinophyceae sp. YPF-701 is the source of this 948-nucleotide messenger RNA. The record is from the annotation of a GenBank genome assembly. NCBI's taxonomy places the organism in Eukaryota, Viridiplantae, Chlorophyta, Pedinophyceae.
AUGCUCCAGCUGGAAGGGCUGGCGGUGGUAGUGGGUGCGGCCCUGGUGUGGGUGUUCCAGGACCGCGCGGACGCGUGCGUGCAGGCCGUCUGGGACCUGAUGCGCACCCGUAGCUUCGUCAGGCACGAAACAUUCGAGCCGGUCGUCUCCGUGGCGUCCUUCGCCGUCUGGCACGCGCAGUGGUUUGUGUGGGACAUGGUCCUUCCGCGCACCUUCACACAACAGUUCUCUAUCCAGCCCAAGGCCGACUUCGACCACUGGCGCUUCAAGCGCGGGGAGACGCUCUGGAACGAGGCGCUCUGGUACAUCGUCCCCCUCGCGCUGUUCGACCGGCUGUACCCGCGGCGCGCCCUCCCAGAGACGGCGCCCUCCGCAUUCGGCCUCGCGCUCGAGAUCGUCUCGAUGCUCGUGAUGUACGACGUGCUCUUCUUUGCGGCGCACCUGGCGCUGCACACGGUGCGCCCGCUGUACCGCACGGUGCACGCGAAGCACCACCGGUUGAAGCACGUGCGCGCGACGGAGGCCGUGCGGCUGUCGCCGGCGGAGGAGGUGCUCGACGUGGCGUGUUCGAUUGCGGCGGUCAACACGCUGGGGUUCCGCCGGUGCCACCCGCUGUCGCGCGCGCUGUACGACGUGACGAUCACGUACCUGAUCACGGAGCUGCACAGCGGCUACGACACCCCCUGGAUGUGGAGCAACAUCAUCCCGGGGGGGCUCUGGCAUGGGUCCCCCCACCACUGCGAACACCACCUCACCGGCCGACACUACUUCGCCAAGUUCUGCGGCUUCCUCGACACGAUCGCCGGAACCGUCCCAGCGAAGCCUCUGUCGCACCCGCUGCUUGCUGCCGCACCGGCGCGCACGCACGGCGUGAUGCUGCACGCACCCGUCGGCAAGACGGUCAGCCCCUACGAUGCGCACCCGACCCCAAAGGAGCAUGUGUACUGA